GUAUAAAAAAGCCCAGCUGGGCCUUGGUCAACCAGUUGAGUUCCACUAACUGAACAAGCAACAAUUCCCAAGAUGAAGUUCCUGAUCAUCCUUGCCUUGGCCGUGGCCGCCUCCGCCUUCCCCGAGCCGGAGCUGCAGCUCCGCAACCGUGAGAUGCCCGUGGUCGGCGACAUCGGAGGUCGCAUCACCGGAGGAAGCAACGCCGCCGUCGGCCAGUUCCCCUACCAGGUGGGACUUUCCCUGAAGCUGAGUGCUCUGUCCAGCGCCUGGUGCGGUGGCUCCCUGAUCAGCAACUCCUUCGUCCUGACCGCUGCUCACUGUACCGACGGAGUUCAGUCCGUGACUGUCUACCUGGGCGCCACCGUGCGUACCUCCGCCGAGGUUACCCAAACCGUGUCCAGCUCCAACAUCAUCAUCCACUCCGGCUGGAACAGCGCUAAGCUGCUGAACGACAUCUCCCUGAUCAAGAUCCCCGCCGUCUCCUACAGCAGCAAGAUCGCCCCUGUCGCGCUGCCCAGCAUCGCCAACUCCUACUCGACCUACACCGGUGAGGUGGCUGUCGCCUCCGGAUGGGGACGCACCAGCGACAACAGCGGCGUGGCCACCAACCUCCAGUUCGUCGAUCUGACUGUGAUCGCCAACUCCGUCUGCGCCAACACCUACGGCUCCUCGAUCGUGACCUCCUCCAACAUCUGCGUCGCCACCCCCAACGGCCAGUCCACCUGCAACGGUGACUCCGGCGGUCCUCUGGUCCUCAAGCAAUCCAAGGUCCAGAUCGGUCUGACCUCGUUCGGUGCCGCUGCCGGUUGCCAGAAGGGCUACCCCGCUGCCUUCACCCGUUUGACCAGCUACUUGAACUGGAUCCAGGACAACACUAGCGCCUAAGAAGGAGACAGGAACUAAAUAUCUUGCAAAAAUAAAAAUCAUUUCGAAAAA
Messenger RNA from Drosophila erecta, 936 nucleotides. RefSeq names its product serine protease 1. The transcript is spliced from 2 exons. The record is from RefSeq and is a predicted model, not a curated record. The coding region runs from base 73 to 885 and encodes 270 amino acids. Gene Ontology annotation, molecular function: serine-type endopeptidase activity. Lineage: Eukaryota; Metazoa; Arthropoda; Insecta; Diptera; Drosophilidae. Gene Ontology annotation, biological process: proteolysis.